Messenger RNA from Perognathus longimembris pacificus (Pacific pocket mouse), 1065 nucleotides. It is a transcript of the gene Clta, whose product is annotated as clathrin light chain A. Gene Ontology annotation, molecular function: structural molecule activity; clathrin heavy chain binding. Bases 132 to 788 code for a protein of 218 amino acids. Gene Ontology annotation, biological process: intracellular protein transport; clathrin-dependent endocytosis; clathrin coat assembly. NCBI's taxonomy places the organism in Eukaryota, Metazoa, Chordata, Mammalia, Rodentia, Heteromyidae. Gene Ontology annotation, cellular component: clathrin coat of trans-Golgi network vesicle; postsynaptic endocytic zone cytoplasmic component; plasma membrane. The record is from RefSeq and is a predicted model, not a curated record. The transcript has 5 exons.
UUCCAUUUCUCCCUCCCUCCGGCUUGUCCUCCGGUCGUAGUUGCCACCGCAGCGGCUGCUGCCCAGUGCGGUUCUGGUGGGUCAGUUGGUUGUCUCUUAACGUUGCUGUCUGCGCCGUUGAAUUGCCCACCAUGGCUGAGCUAGAUCCAUUCGGCGCCCCCGCCGGCGCUCCUGGAGGCCCCGCGCUGGGGAAUGGAGUGGCCGGCGCCGGUGAGGAAGACCCUGCCGCGGCCUUCCUGGCGCAGCAGGAGAGCGAAAUCGCGGGCAUCGAGAACGACGAGGCCUUCGCCAUCCUGGACGGCGGCGCCCCUGGGCCUCAGCCGCACGGCGAGCCGCCGGGAGGUGCGGAUGCUGUUGAUGGAGUGAUGAAUGGCGAAUACUACCAGGAGAGUAAUGGUCCGACAGACAGUUAUGCAGCUAUUUCACAAGUGGACCGAUUACAGUCAGAGCCUGAAAGUAUUCGUAAAUGGAGAGAAGAGCAAAGCGAACGCUUGGAAGCCCUUGAUGCCAAUUCUCGAAAGCAAGAAGCAGAGUGGAAAGAAAAAGCAAUAAAGGAGCUAGAAGAGUGGUAUGCGAGACAAGACGAGCAGCUACAGAAAACAAAAGCAAACAACAGGGCAGCAGAAGAAGCCUUUGUAAACGACAUUGAUGAAUCGUCCCCAGGCACUGAAUGGGAGCGGGUGGCCCGCCUGUGUGACUUUAACCCCAAGUCCAGCAAACAGGCCAAAGACGUCUCCCGCAUGCGCUCAGUGCUCAUCUCCCUCAAGCAGGCCCCCCUGGUGCACUGAAGAGCCACCCUGGUGAAACACUACAUCUGCAAUAUCUUAAUCCUGCUCAGUGAGGCUGUUCACAGUAAUUGGAUUAAUUAUGUUGAGUUCUUUUGGACCAAACCUUUUGUCUUUAGAGUUGAUCAUUGUUUGUGAUUGCAUGUUUCCUUCAAUUGUGUUCUCCCUGGCAUUCAGCAAGGAGGGGAGAGGAGGAAGAGGAGGAGGGACACUCCCACCAGUAGCCUCAACCUGUGCUUUUGUGCAUUAUUCUGAGAAUAAAUUUCUGUUUCAAACAUUA